Messenger RNA from Perkinsus marinus ATCC 50983, 1194 nucleotides. Its product is annotated as Phosphonopyruvate decarboxylase, putative. Gene Ontology annotation, biological process: organic phosphonate biosynthetic process. The annotation marks the transcript as partial. Gene Ontology annotation, molecular function: phosphonopyruvate decarboxylase activity; thiamine pyrophosphate binding. The transcript is spliced from 11 exons. The record is from RefSeq and is a predicted model, not a curated record. NCBI's taxonomy places the organism in Eukaryota, Perkinsozoa, Perkinsida, Perkinsidae.
AUGUUGACUCCAUCGACGAGGGUGCUGGGACCUGUGACAUUGAAGUCGUUCCAGAAUUUGGGAAAGGCCGCGUUCUCUACACACGGCACGAGAAGUGUCAAUGUUGCUGAGUUUUACAAUAAGGCUAGAGCAUGUGGAGUCGGCUACUUUACGGGAGUGCCGGAUUCCUUAUUGAAGGACUUUUGCGCAUAUGUCACAGACCAUGCAGAAGCCAACGAGCAUGUCAUCGCUGUAAAUGAAGGAAGUGCCGUUGGUUUAGCUGCUGGAUACCAUUUGGCGACUGGGAAGCUACCCAUAGUGUAUACUCAGAAUAGUGGUUAUGGCAAUAUGGUGAAUCCCCUACUGUCGCUGGCACAUCCAGGUCCGAUUUUCGUUAAGGUUUUGGUGGGCUGGCGUGGAGAACCGGGUGUUAAGGACGAGCCACAGCAUAAGGUUAUGGGAAAAUUGCAGGCUGGUAUAAUUCAAGCCAUGGAUUUGGCCUGUACUGAGUUGCCUACUGAGAACACAGAAGCGCUGGAAGCCCUGGAGGCAGCAGCGGCACAGUCUAUGGAGAGCAAGAGUCCUCAUUUAAUACUAAUUCGCAAAGAUACUUUCUCGCGGUACGGCUUGAAAACGGCAGUUGAUUAUGACCAUACCCUGCCUAUGACGAGAGAGAAUGCGAUCCGAGUAGUACUGAAGUCCGGCGGCGACCAGGCCACUUAUGUUGGCACUACAGGGUUCUUGAGUCGGGAGUUAUUCGAAAUCCGAACCAACGAGUACGGUGGCGACCAUUCUCAUGAUUUCCUGUGCGUUGGCAACAUGGGCCACGCUGGAUCUAUCGCCGGAGGUUUGGCGAGCCACAUGCCGUCGGAGUCACCCGUAGUAUGCAUGGAUGGCGAUGGUGCCCUGUUGAUGCAUAUGGGGUCGAUGGCUACUAAUAAGGCUACCAAUUUAAUCCACGUUCUGGUUAACAAUGGGAUGCAUGAGAGUGUUGGAGGUCAACCAACGGCAGCUGCUGGUUUAAAUCUGUGUGGUAUUGCCCGAGAUGUUGGUUAUCCAACUGCCAUACGUGUUCGUACCGAGGAGGAGCUCUCGUCAGCAGUAGCCGACGCUGUGGCGCAGCCUCAUGGAGGGCCUGUGUUCAUCGAAGUCCUCGUCAAACCUGGAGUCAGGACAGAUCUUGGUAGACCUACUACUACUCCACAGGGAAAUAAG